Molecule: messenger RNA, 4295 nt
Organism: Ruditapes philippinarum (Manila clam)
Lineage: Eukaryota; Metazoa; Mollusca; Bivalvia; Venerida; Veneridae
Product: protein spinster homolog 1-like
Exons: 12
Coding region: 154-1743 (529 amino acids)
Biological process (GO): transmembrane transport
Cellular component (GO): membrane
Molecular function (GO): transmembrane transporter activity
Source: RefSeq, a predicted model, not a curated record
UCGUCUGCAAAGUAAACGAGGCUGGAAUCACUUCCGGGUUAUUAUAACUUGUGAUUUUGACAAAUAUAUCGGCAUACAAACGUAAACAAUGUAAUCUAAAAAUGUAGCAUAGUUCUCGAUAGAGACAUAUUUUCAAGGUUUUAUUGGCAGACAAUGUCAACUUAUGAUUCUAGUUUAGAACCACCUUUUGACGAUUCAGUUCAACUAGCAGAUAUGCAGGUUGAUGAUACUGAUGAUCUUCCUAUCGUUACAGCACCUAUACAGAAUGGUGAAAGAAAUGUACCUUCUGUGAAUGCAGCAGAUAUGCCAGAGGUACAAAUGAUGGCUAGUAAUGGAGAUCAGAUUUCUAAGAGAAGAGGCUAUGCAAUUGUGGCCAUUCUUUUCUUCAUAAAUCUACUGAAUUAUAUGGACAGAUUUACUAUUGCAGGUGUACUUCAAUCUAUUCAGAAAUAUUAUGGACUAAAGAACUCGGAAGAUGGAUUGUUACAAACAUCUUUCAUAUCAUUUUACAUGGUGUGUUCGCCUGUAUUUGGAUAUAUGGGGGAUAGAUACACUCGGAAAAUUAUUAUGGCAUGUGGAAUAACAUUCUGGGCAGGUGUUACUUUAGCAGGAAGUUUUAUUCCAGCAGAUUCAUUUUGGGCUUUCAUCUUACUAAGGGGACUUGUUGGUGUUGGUGAAGCUAGCUAUUCAACAAUUGCUCCCACCAUUAUUGCAGACUUGUUUAGCAAAGAUUCUAGAACUAAAAUGUUGAUGAUUUUCUAUUUUGCAAUACCAGUAGGAAGUGGCAUGGGUUACAUUGUAGGAGCAAAUGUUGCUGAAGCAUUUGGUCAAUGGCAGUAUGCUCUCAGGGUUACACCGUUUCUAGGUGUAUGUUGUGUUGUAUUGAUAUUGUUUAUUGUGAAAGAGCCUGUGCGAGGAGCGGCUGACGGUGGGGAGCAUCUCCAUAAUACAUCUUUCUUCACAGAUCUGAAAGAACUUGUUAAAAAUAAAAGCUUUAUGCUUUCAUCAUUUGGGUUCACAUGUGUAGCAUUUACAACAGGGGCUCUUGCUCUUUGGGCACCUAUCUUUAUGCAGGACUCUAUAACUAUACAAGGGCAACUGACAUCUGAAUCAAGUGUUGCAUUGACAUUUGGUAUAAUCACAGUCAUAGCUGGUUUUCUGGGUGUUGGACUUGGGGCGGAGUCAUCACGGAGAUACAAGAAGAUAAACCCGCGAGCUGAUCCUCUAAUUUGUGCCCUGGGACUACUUGUUUGUACUCCAUUCCUGUAUUUUGCCCUAGUUUUGUCAAGAUACAAUACUAUAGCUACAUGGAUCUUAAUAUUUUUGGGAGAAACUGCCUUAUGUUUAAAUUGGGCUAUUAUAGCUGAUAUUUUAUUGUAUACAGUCAUACCUACUAGAAGGUCUGCAGCAGAAUCUGUACAGAUACUCAUGUCUCAUUUACUGGGUGAUGCUGGAAGUCCGUACCUUAUUGGUGUUGUAGCUGAUGCAUUUUCAGCAAAAUAUGAAGGAAAUCCCAGUAGUCCUGCUAUACAGUAUGUAGCGUUACAACAGUCACUAUAUAUAACAACAUUUGUAUGUGUUCUUGGCGGAGGCUUCUUCCUGGCUACAGCCUUGUUUAUAGUCCAGGAUAAAAAGGCAGCAGAAAGACAAGUUAGGGGUUUACCAGCAGAAGAAGAUCAUGUAUCGGAUGACGAGCAGUUAAUUAUAGAAUACUCGGAGGAUGACUUACAUCCUAUAGUAUAGGGGGAUAGGAUAAUCUCAGCCAUUGUGAUAUACAAAGGUUGCCAUGGAAACAGGAGAAACAAAUGCAGGCUAUGAUGAGGUCGUGGACAAAGAAGUGGAAAUACCAGCAAAAGGCCUAUAAAAAUCAUAAAAAAAAUUGUAAUGAUCUGGAAAGUUUGCACGAAAUGACCUUGAAGACAACUGCAGAAGGUGGAUGUGUGAAGAUGGAUUGUCUAAUGAACAGAUUUAUCCACAAUAAUCUCCUUGACAAUUCCGAACAAGAAAAUUGUAUUUGGCAACCCUUUCUUAUUUGAAAACUUUUGUUUAUUGAUUUUUACAUAUAAUUUUAAUGUCCAUAUAUAUAAAAUGGGAAUAUAAUUCAUGUUUUGUAUGUGUGCAGACAACCUAACACUUGGCCAUUUCAUCUUCAUCUUAUACUUCUUGACUUUGAGAUAUUGAAAUAUGAACUUGAACACAAAUUGACCUUGACCUUAAAAGGUCAAAUAUUGAAAGUCCAGAAAAUAAUUUUUUCACCGAUUUUAGAAAGGGGUAUUUGUGUUUCUGGCAGAAAUUUUUGUUGGCAUGAUUGUAGUAUUUUUAACUUGUGUAAAAAAAAAAUGAAAUACAUUAGAACCACCCUAAAUGGCAACAUGUUAAUCUGUUGAGUGUAUAGUGGUUUGAGAACCACAAUUCAUAGCAUAAAGUUUGCUCAAUGUGUUCUUGUUAAUAUUAAAGAGAGUUUGAACUGUAUGUUGUUUGAAAGUUUUAUAGCAUGUAUAUUUUUGCAUUUCCACUGGAAGCGAAACAGUAUUGUUUAUUUCCUGUUUAUCUUGGGGAAUAUAAAUGAUAAAGAGACUAUUGCAACAUUAGAAUAUUACAUUUUAUCACAUAAACCGCGGUGCAGGAGUGUAAUAAAGCCAUUUAAUAAAAACGAUAUUACACUAGUGUAAUAACACUUUGACGUGAUGUCAUUUGCGCUAUAUAGAAACAUAGCGUUAAAGCGCGCUAAUGUUAGCGUUACACUACAAACGCGUCAUUGAAUAAUUACUCAUUUUAACAGUUUACUGUUCUUAUUUUAUGUAUGUGAUAAAAAGAAUAUUAUAUUCGUGUAGAUUCAAUACUAAAUUUAUUGAACGAGUUGAAUAAAACAAUAUUAUGCUCGCCAGAGGCUCGCAUAAUAUGAUUUUAUUUAACUCGUUCAAUAAAUUUAGUAUUAAACUACACUCAUUCAAUAUCCUCUAUUUCUGAGGUUUUCUAUUGUCAUAAUUCUGAAUGAACCUGAGAAAUUUAGUUUAUACAUAAUUUAUUUUAGUUUGAUUAUGUUGGAAGCUAUUAUGUUAUAGAAACACUCCAAGCAGUUCCAACCAUUAUUGAAUUAGUGAACAAUGAGCUUAAAGGGCUUUUGCUGAAGGAAGCAAUGGCUUGCCCACGACUGGUUUAAACUUGUGUAACAACAGUGUAGCUGGUUAUUGUAAGACUACCAGUCCGACAUGUUAACCACUCAGCCAUGCCCCCACUUGUGAAAUUAAGAUGUUGAGGGUAGGGAUGGGAGUGGCCAAAAAAGGAGGGGAGGCAAGUUUAAGGUUGUUGUCAAGUCUCUGUAUGAACAAUUGAAGUCAUGAUUUAAGUGGUUAUUUGUUACACAUGUACAAGUUUAUACCUGACAUAUACUAUAGUGAAAUGUUGGUAAAUAAUUUUCAGAGCUAAGAGCUUAGUAUAUAUAUGAAUUGUAAACAUAGAUUGCUGUUAUUCAUUAUGUUCAAAUAUUAUUAUAUAACCUUUUGUUCUUAAUGAGACUUGAUUUAAAGUGCUUUUAUUUAUUUAUAUGAAUCAUCACGUGAAUGUAGCUCUGAGUUAUGUUUUUUUGUCAUGUAUCUAUAAUAAUUGCAAAUUGUCAACAAGAUUUAUCAAGCCUACAUGAUUUGUUAUUUCUAUGUUGAUGAUUUUUAUGCAAUACACAACACAUCAUAUGUGUUGAAAAAGUAAACGUUGAGAGAAUUGAAAAUUUGAUUUUGCUUAUGUAAAAACUCUUCAAGUUCUGUGUUCUAAAAUGAAUGUUUAACAUCUUUGUGUUUGCCAUGUUUUGUUCAUCUCUAUCUGUUAUUUCUUGUAAUUAAUGACAUUUUUUUGUAGAUACCAUUUGGCUUGAUUUUUUAGAAAAAUAUUUAUUGUGUUAAUUUUUGAGUGAUUGAAUCAACGAAUGUAUUUAGAAAAGCUAAAACCCAUUUUUAUUUAUCACAUACUGUAUAUUUUAUUAAAAAAACAUCAUUAUUAACAUUGUGUAUUUUCUUAUAAUUUCGAAAAAAAAUCAUUAUACAUUUAACCUUCGAACCAAACUUAAAAUCAUUGUAACAAUUUUUAUAUGCUGGCAAUAUCUUUACAGAUAUACUAUGUUCAAAUUUGAAAAAAAAAAUAUAUUUGAAAAUAUUGUUAAUUGCUACACAGUCUCUUUAUAUGUAUAAAAUAAACAUGUUUUGACUUCACAUAAAGUAGAUAUGUUAUGUUCUAAACUCUACACACUAUAGGUGGACACAAUAUUAAUAAAUAGUGUCAUUAAAAAGUUUUUUUUGUUU